AAAGUUGUGUACAACCGGUUGAGUAAAGUGGAAUUGGUUAAUUUUUCUACAACAUUGGUACAAAUUAUUCCAACCUAAGACUAAAAACUAAUCAACGGAGUUGUAUAAAUUGAUCUUUACCCAACGUUGUAAAUUUUGUAGUCAUUACUUGUGAAAAAUCGGUUUUCUACAUGUAUGACUAAUUUUUACUCAAUUAUUGGUUAGUUUUUUUUACAAAUAAUUGCAACAAAUAAACCAACGUAAAAGUUGAAAAACUCGCUACAAUAAAGAAUAAAUUUUAUACAUAAGUUGAGGAAAUUUUACUCAACACUUGUAUCAAAAUUAACAAACCAGUUGUGUGGUCUUGGAUGACGCUUCCCGCGAGCACAAAAAUUCUUCAGUUCUUCUUGCCACCUCGCCGCUCUAGUUAGGUGGAGAUUUUUGUUCCUGCAAAUUAGUUAAAAAUUUCUAGAAAUGACGAAAUUUUUGGAAUCAAUUCUCCAGACAGUUGGACUGGAAGUAUUAUUGGAAACUUUUAAAGAUAAUGAUUUUGACGACGAACUUCUUCGUCAAAUUCCCGACUGCCCUGCUGGUUCACUUGAGGAACAUCUGUUUGCCACGCUGGUCCCGUCAAUAGGAAACAGACUAAAAAUAAUUGGUGCAAUUAGGAAGCGAACCAAUUCGAAAUCUGUGACGUCCAGCGUGCAACAGAUUUCCGACGGUGACCAGUCAAGCCAGGAGGAUAAUAUUGUUCAGUACUUAGUGGUAACUCCGCCCACCGCUACGCCACCUCGCCAAGAGGAAAACAUAUUUGUGGAUGAAUUACAAAAUAUUCCGGUUUCUCCAGAUUGCAACGUCGCGGAUCCCUUAUUUGACGUUAAGCGGAUUAUUCUUACAUCUGACGCUGAUAAAGGAACAACCAAAGGAAGGAAACUUUUAGAUGAUUGCGUUGAAACAAAUGUGAUCAACUUUGCCCUUAAAAAUCUGAUAAAACGACGGACCGUGAAUCAUCUUGUUAAGCAAUACUCAUAUUACCCGCCUAAGUACGUGAAAGAAAAUUUGGCCCAAUGCAUUGCAGUUCAAUUGUUUCCUUCGCUCCCAGACUCUCAAAAAUUGGAUAUAAUUAAUUUAUUCUACAGUGAGUCGAAGUUAUCAAACUCCAAGAGAGAAGGCUCAGAUGGAAUUAUUUACAGAAGAAUUCCAGCAUCCGGUUUGAUUGAGGACAGAUUGAAAUAUAUUCGUCGAAAGAAUGAAGUGAAGUGUCGAGUCCAACCGCCUAAUGUGGAAUCGUGCCAAGUUUUGGAUCCAACUGUAGACGAAGAGGAGAAAAAGUCUUGGCUUCUCAACUCUACCGUCCCCAUAUCUCAGGUCACUAAAUACAUGUCUGAGACCUACUGCUUGAGAACAUCCCAAUUCAGGAACACGAAUAAUUUAGCGGAAAUGUUGGACCAAUGGCCAAGGCUUCUCGACACUCCAGGAAUGAUUGAGCUGGACUUCAAGACUUUAUUUCCUGGCAAAUGUGAUAAGAUGCUUCUGAAGUGGGCAGCAGUUUCAGUACAAAUCUGCAGUUACGCCGAGAAAAUCAAAACCAACUUGGACGAAAUCGGCAUAAAAAAACCUUUGUCGAAUUGGUCUAAAGAUGACAAGACGGUUGGGGCGCUUGUGUUAUUGCCAUAUUUGACUGCUAGCUCAGCCUAUUCAAAGAAAUCCAAAAAGAGGAAGAAAAUAACAUCGGGAGAGUCAGCUGAAUUUUUCAUACAAGUUGUACCGGUAACACAUGACAUUGAAAAUUUUAGGACAAUUGAGUCAAGACGAAAACAACCCUUUGUUCUGUGUGUCGGAGAAUUGGGAUCCCUUAUAAUACAUGACUCCUACGUUAUGGUGGAGAGGAAACUUGUGAAAGCGUCGUCGCUAAUUAAUGCUGUGGAUAUCUGUUUCAAAAUGUUUCAUGUGCUUCAACUUCAAUUCCCUGAUGAAUGUUACCCAGUCUGGUGCUUCUUCGAUCACUCGAUUUAUCAAACUAAAGAAAUUCGUUCACCCCCCUCGGCAGUUCUUUCACUUGGAUCUCAAAUAACUAUAGAUUAAGUUUAUUAAUAUGCAACUACCUGACUUAUAAAUUAAGUACUAAUCAUGUUCUAGUUGUUAAACUUGGUACAAAAUAAUUAUGUAAUAAUUUUAAAAUAUGACUUAUAUGAAUAAAAACAAUACUUUUUAUUAAAGGUAAAC
Folsomia candida is the source of this 2205-nucleotide messenger RNA. RefSeq lists its product as uncharacterized. The record is from RefSeq and is a predicted model, not a curated record. Bases 454 to 2064 code for a protein of 536 amino acids. The transcript has 11 exons. Lineage: Eukaryota; Metazoa; Arthropoda; Collembola; Entomobryomorpha; Isotomidae.